This is a messenger RNA of Beta vulgaris subsp. vulgaris (sugar beet), 1647 nucleotides long. Its product is annotated as aspartyl protease AED3. The record is from RefSeq and is a predicted model, not a curated record. Gene Ontology annotation, biological process: proteolysis. The transcript has a single exon. Bases 75 to 1394 code for a protein of 439 amino acids. Gene Ontology annotation, molecular function: aspartic-type endopeptidase activity. NCBI's taxonomy places the organism in Eukaryota, Viridiplantae, Streptophyta, Magnoliopsida, Caryophyllales, Amaranthaceae.
GCACAAUUGAACACACAUCUUAUCCAAAACACAAGAAAUCUAAAGAGUGAAAGAUAGCCAAUAAGUGACUCAACAUGGAGUACUUGGCUACUACACUCUUCUUCUUCUUUGCUCUUCUAAUCACAAACACCCAAAGUGCUAAGCCAUCAUUAUUAUGCCCCUCUUCGAAGCCCGACUCCUCUGAUCUAUCCAUCUUGCACAUCUAUGGUGGUUGCUCACCCUUCAAGGCUCGAAAACCCGAACCAUGGUCCAACAUUGUCCUUAACAUGGCCUCUAAAGACACUAAGAGGGUUGCAUACUUGGACUCUUUAGCGGCCCGAAAGACUUCCGCCCCGAUAGCGUCGGGCCAACAAGUCCUUAACAUAGGCAACUACUUGGUCCGGGCCAAGAUCGGGACUCCGGCCCAACUCAUGUUUAUGGUUUUGGACACGAGUACGGAUAAUGCAUGGGUCCCUUGCACGGGCUGCCUAGGUUGUUCCCCUAAUACUUUCUUCCCUAAUUCUUCGUCGACUUUCGGGCCGAUGGACUGUUCUUCGGCCCAAUGUACCCAAGUCUAUGGGCUUAUUUCAUGCCCAACAACCGGGUAUGGAGCUUGUCGAUUUAAUCAAUCGUAUGGUGGAGAUUCAUCUUUGUUAGCGACACUAUCACAUGACUCUUUGUCAUUUGACAAAGAUGUUAUUCCUAAUUAUGCAUUUGGGUGCAUUAAUGCUGUUUCAGGCAACUCAAUCCCACCACAAGGCUUAUUGGGCUUGGGCCGUGGGCCCUUAUCAUUAACCUACCAAUCAAAAUCUCUUUACAAUGGAAUCUUCUCUUAUUGCCUACCAAGCUUUAAGUCCUACUAUUUCUCCGGGUCACUCAAGCUCGGCCCAACGGGCCAACCUCGAUCAAUUAAAACCACCCCACUCCUCCAAAACCCACACCGGCCCUCACUCUACUACGUAAACUUAGUCGCAGUGAGUGUGGGCCGGGUCCAAGUACCCAUCCCACAACAACACUUAACAUUCGACCCCAACACCGGGGUCGGGACCAUCAUCGAUUCGGGUACCCUCCUAACCCGGUUUGUCGGGCCCGCUUACUACGCGAUCCGAGACGAGUAUAGGAAGCAAGUCCAAGGACCAUUUAGCUCAAUUGGAGUGUUUGAUACAUGUUUCCCUGUGAUUCAUGAGCAAGUGCCCCCCACAGUGACCCUACAUUUUGAAGGGUUAGACUUAAAAUUACCAAUGGAGAACACUUUGAUCCAUAGUAGUGCUGGUAACAUGGCUUGCUUAGCAAUGGCGGCAAAUAGCGUGAAUUCUGUGAUCAAUAUAAUAGCAAGUUGGCAACAACAGAACCUUAGAGUUCUGUACGAUACUGCCAAUUCUCGCAUAGGAUUUGCUCGUGAAAUCUGUAACUAAAAGUAGUUACUGACUUACUGCUAGCAGUUAAACUUUCUGGAGUAAUAAGCAAGGUUGUACUUGUACGGUUGUACCACAUUACGAGUAUUACCAAAGUAAUACUACUACUAUAUAUCAACUCCCAAAACUAAAAAGAAAGGGAUGUAGUUGGUAGUACUAGAAACUUUCAAUUAUUUUUUUACCUCAUCUUGUAGUUUAUUUGAUGGAAAGAAAUCAAUUGUUGUCAUGUUAUGAAAAAUUCUAUGUUUUUGCA